Molecule: messenger RNA, 780 nt
Organism: Saccostrea cuccullata (small rock oyster)
Lineage: Eukaryota; Metazoa; Mollusca; Bivalvia; Ostreida; Ostreidae
Product: melatonin receptor type 1A-like
Exons: 2
Coding region: 1-780 (259 amino acids)
Biological process (GO): cellular response to light stimulus; phototransduction; G protein-coupled receptor signaling pathway
Cellular component (GO): plasma membrane
Molecular function (GO): G protein-coupled photoreceptor activity
Source: RefSeq, a predicted model, not a curated record
AUGGAGAGAGUUCGAAUCAUAGGAGUAUAUGUUUUUUUUUACUGUUUAUUAGGUAAAUUAGAAGGAGAGAAGUUCUUCCUUGCCAAUCCAGGACUGUGUCAAGUGAUCGCCUAUCUCUGCACUAUUUCGUGCAUCAGUUCCCUAGGCUCAAUAACUCUCAUGAGCUUUAGUCGCUUCAUUUUCAUCUGCCAUAACAAAUACUACGAUACUAUAUUUAGAAAAAGCACUUCUAUCACCAUGUGUGUCGGUCUUUACCUGACCGGUCUUCUGAUGGUUCUUUUGAAUUUGGCGGGAAUUGGUGAUCACUCUUAUGAUCGAAAGAGCCUUGAAUGUAUUUGGGACAGAAUGGCUACCUACUACUACACAGUAGCAUUCUCUGUUGUUCUUGUAUGGAUCCCCGUAGUGCUAAAUGCGUUAUUCUACUUUAGUAUUUAUUAUAAAGUUCACAAGAAUGCCAACCAAAUUAUGGAUCUGACGUCAUCGAAACUGGAGCGGAAGUCGGUAGGCCUAGCGCGCACUUUGUUUCUGAUUUAUGCCAUUUUUGCGACAUGUUGGGUACCGUACGCAAUCAUUAUUGUAGCUGACAAGGAAAAUUCAUUUCCCCAUGAAGCACAUUUGAUUAUUACGACGUUUGCUCACUUGCAUCCAUCUAUUAAUGGGCUGGUUUACUACAAGACGAAUAAAAAAUUCCAGGAUGCAUUUAAUUUACUGUUGAAAUUGGACAGGUGUUCUAAAAUCAUUAAAAGAAAUGGAAUGGAAGUACAAACAGAUUCAACGUAA